CAGAAACAUGACCCAAGAUGUUGAUGCCCCAGACCACAUCGACGACGUGAUGUCCUUGAAUCAGGAGCUUAUCCGGGAAUACUCCCGCGUGGAGCCUUACAACCAGAAGAUGACCAAGGCCAUGAAAAUCAUAACAGAAACAAACUUGACCAUGAAAGAUGUCGAAGAAGCAGGCUCCGACAUAUCAUUUAUCAAAAAGUACCAUCUACACUACGUGAUCUUCUUUCUACAAAACUUCAAAAAGCCCAAUUCAGUCUCUCUCGUUGUGUCGAUCACUAUAGCCCUAAUACCUUGGGUGAAAGCCCUUUUUGUUAACACAGGAACUGUCCAGGUUGCAAACGCUCCUGACAAUGAACCCGCAUUAUCGUUCAUUUUGAUGUAUGCUGAAUAUCUAGGGUAUCCCUGCGUCCCCUUAGGUUUGUUGUUGAUUGGCUCUGUACUUGCCAGAUUGGAGUUCGGCGAUAUUCCGAAAGGUUUCUGGAAGUCAGCAGUUUGCCACACGGUUUUCAGAUUGGCCAUCUUGCCUAUUAUAGGCGCAGCCCUUAUAACAAGAUUCAAGAACGCCCACUGGUUGACCGACCCCAUGGCGUUGUUUGUCUGUUCGAUGGAAUUCGCCCUACCAAGCGCUACAGUCCAGAUCUAUUUGACAGCAGGUGCAAUGCGUCCGGGCGUGAAGACUUGCUCACCCUUGAACUGUUUCGGCCUAUACUUGGCCCUACAGUAUGUAGUCCUGGUGAUUUCUAUGCCCAUCGUCGUGUGCUACUGCAUCAAAAAGACGAUGGAUAUGUGAAAAGACUUUUCACCAUUCACAGAGCAUUUGCAUGGAUAGAUAGAUAGAUAGAUAGAUAGAUAGACUUCUUUAAUACUUUGUACACUAGCAGGAAUCUAAUUUUACUUUCCCU
Pichia membranifaciens NRRL Y-2026 is the source of this 902-nucleotide messenger RNA. RefSeq lists its product as hypothetical. Bases 8 to 790 code for a protein of 260 amino acids. Gene Ontology annotation, biological process: transmembrane transport. Gene Ontology annotation, cellular component: membrane. The transcript has a single exon. NCBI's taxonomy places the organism in Eukaryota, Fungi, Ascomycota, Pichiomycetes, Pichiales, Pichiaceae. The record is from RefSeq and is a predicted model, not a curated record.